This is a messenger RNA of Cavenderia fasciculata, 813 nucleotides long. RefSeq names its product putative v-SNARE family protein (gene vti1B). Lineage: Eukaryota; Evosea; Eumycetozoa; Acytosteliales; Cavenderiaceae. Gene Ontology annotation, molecular function: SNAP receptor activity; SNARE binding. The coding region runs from base 1 to 813 and encodes 270 amino acids. The transcript is spliced from 3 exons. The record is from RefSeq and is a predicted model, not a curated record. Gene Ontology annotation, cellular component: Golgi apparatus; late endosome membrane; SNARE complex. Gene Ontology annotation, biological process: vesicle fusion.
AUGAGUUUAUUUGAAUCAUAUGAAGAAGAAAUUAAACAAUUCUUUAGACAAUUUGAUCAAUCGAUUAACUCUUUUCAAAAUGUAGCUCAAGAACAAAAACGUGGAGAAUUGGAAAAGAUUGAAAAUAUAUUAAACAGUAUCGAAGGAUCAUUGGAGAGUUUGAAUUUGGAAUCCAAUAGAACUGGUAAAUCGACACAACAAUACUUUUCACAAUUCUAUCAAGCUAAAAAGACAUAUCAACAACUAAAGGACAAGUAUCAGAGUGAAAAGAACUACUCUGAUCUACUGGGAUCACCAGCCUACCGUGAUUUCAACAAUAGUGCAUCGAUGACACAACGUGAAAAGGUUGCCAAAUCAAACAAAACCUUGGAACAAGGUAUCAGUAUGAUUAGAAUGGCCAACGAUCAAGUCAACCAAGAUAAAAAGUUGGCAGAAGACACUCUCAAUAAUAUGGCACAACAACGUGAACGUUUGGUUGGUUUUGAAAAGAGAUUCGAUUCUAUCGAUUCAUUAUUGGGACGUGCUCGUAAAACAUUGUCCACCAUGUCAAGACGUGAAAUAGCAAACAAGUUUAUUAUGGCUGGUAUCAUUUUAGUUCUUUUAGUAUCAAUCAUUCUUAUUAUUUGGUUAAAGUUUGUAAGAAACUCUGGUGGUCAUGAUGGUAGUAGUUCUGAUAAUGGAUCAUCAACAACAACUGGUCCAUCCAAUUCAACUACUACGACUACUACUACUACAACUGGGACAACUAUUGGAACAACUACUGGUUCAUCUGCUGAUCCAAACUCAACUACAACUGGAGCUUUAACUCUUUAA